AGCCGGUCCGUGGUCACAUCAAAUAUGGAUCAAAAGAGGCGCAAUUAAAAUCCAAAAUAAUCCAGACCCACAUAAAAAUGGCCUCUGGCUCAGUGCGCAGGGACAAUUUGUCCUCCCACCGGCAUUGGUACCAAUUGCCAUUCAGGAAGCGCAUGGUCAAGACCAUGUCGCUAGGGGGGAGAUAUUGAGACGACUGCAAGCAGUCUGGUGGUCACCAAUGUUGGCACACAGAGUUGAUGGAUGGAUAAAUGCAUGCACGGUAUGUAACACGAAUAAUGUCAGGAGAGCGUUCACGACGCCGUUAGCACAUGUUCCGGUGCCUGAAGGGCCAUUUCACCAUCUACAAAUGGAUUACAUAGAUAUGAUAGACAGAAAGAAUGGUUACAGGUACAUUCUUGUGGUUGUGGACAGGUUUACCAAGUGGGUGGAAGCAGUUCCAACAAAAGGUCCAGAUGCGAGGUCAGCAGCUAAGUUUCUGUGUAAAGAAGUUUUUCCACGGUUUGGAAUACCAGAUGUAAUGAGCUCUGACAAUGGUCCGCGUUUUACAGCUAAUGUGAUGAAAAUUGCCAUGAAAAUGUUAGGAAUUAAGCAGAAAUAUGGCUGUGUGUAUCACCCUCAGUCACAGGGACAAGUAGAACGAGCUAAUGGAGUUUUGAAGAGCAAAAUCACAAAAAUUAUGGCUGACAGUGACCAUAAGCUAAGCUGGGUGGAGGCGUUGCCACUUGCUUUGAUGAGCAUGAGAACACAGUGUAACAGACUAACCCACCUAACACCGCAUGAAGCACUAACAGGGAGACCGAUGCCGGUCCCCUUUUACAGAGGACCCUAUGAGGGGCCUCCGCUUGAACAAUAUCAACAUGAAUUCACCUAUUAUCUGAAACAUCUAACGCAAAUAUACAAGGCUAUCUUCCAACAGGUCAAAACUGUGAUAGAGGCUAAGGCCACACAGUUCCCACCACUUCCCUCAGCAGGCGUGGCUCCCAGGUGACCCUUCUGAGCAAUGGAUGUCUCGGAUGCACGACCCGUCUCCUGCGCAGGGACCAAGCAUACUGCAGGAGCUGUUGGAACAACCCGCACCACCAAAACCAGGGCCAGGGAAUCAACAGGUGAGACCAUCCAAGUCUACUGCCAAAACUCCCCGGCACAUGCAGCAGCCAGUGGCCCAGAAGUCUCUACAGCGCCAGUGGGAGGAGCAGAUGAUGAUUGGAGAAGGAUGGCCGGCGACUGAGGAUAUUGACGAAUCCUCCUCAUCGGACGAGGAGGAGAAGGAGGCCAACUACGUCCUAUUGCAGCCAGGGGGAGCAGCAGAGGCAUUGGCAAAAAUGUCCAUGGCGGCCUUCUACAGGUACCUGAAGGGCCGUACCCCUGAAGAGGUUGCCAACCUCCGGAAGGAAAGGGCCAGAAUCAAGGCCCGGAUCAACUGGGCAGCAAAGCGUGACCGCCUCGAAGCGGCUGCAGCACAGAAGAGAGUGUGGGCUAGCACCAGGAAGACGCUGGAGAGAGCAUGGGCUGUUGAAAGAGAGGCAAUGAAACAGGAGUGGGCCAGCGAGCGGGAGAGAUUGCUGGCCAGAUGGAGGCACGAGAUGGAAAUCCGGGUUGACAAACAAACCCAGGUGAGGCGCCUCCUACGUGAGCUGGAAAUCUACAGACGCCACACUCGGGAACUCUCCCCUAAUGCGCCAUGUCGUGUGGCACUAACACGGGCAUUGGCUGAUAUGAUCGCCGACGAAGACAACCUGCCCACUCACCGCAGCCCAGCACCCUCUCCUCGAAGCCCAUCACCCUCAUAUUCACCCACCACUCCUAUCCGCUUACCCAGCCCUGAUGAGGGACCCGGGGUCCCUAUCCUCUACAUCUGAGACCUUCCCGGACCUGAGGAACGCUGAGAACCCCAUCACCAGGCAUCACAUGUAACCUCUCCCUGGUGGUGGCACUCCACUGUGCGUCUGGCACAUGGAGCAAAAGAUCUUCAUCUCAGCAGAUUUAAUUUCUUUUUACCAUGGUAUAAUCAUGUUUACUUUAUAUGACUCAAAAUGUGUGAUGUAUUGUAGCUCCCUUUUGGAGAUUUCAUAGUAAAGGUUUAAUUGUCACACUACAUUUGAUAAAGUUAGUCAAACACUAGUAAAGGUUUAAUUGUCACACUACAUUUGAUAAAGUUAGUCAAACACUGGUAAAGGUUUUGAUUGUCACAUUACAUUUAUCUACUGUAUCACCGCACUAAGAUUUGUGUGAAUAUAUACUGGACCAGUGUGCUGGAAUUAUAUAUCCUGUGUGACCUCAUAUAUAUAUACUACUGUAACGCUAAAACGCUUGGGAAACGAGUUUAAGGCUUGCACCUAGUCCUUGUGAGAGCUGGCAUAACUCCCACUUAAGCUGUAAAAAUGGAUCCUUGUCAAUAGUGAUAAAGUGAACCUAGUAGGGUGGCUACGGCCAUCUUUAGACGGCGACAUUACUGAGAUGUGACUAAUUAAGUCACAUAGGGGGGAUAAUGUAGAGUAAAUAAUGUGGUGAGAGUUAAGCUAGUAUCUCUUUAUGAGGGUCUCUAGAGGGACUAUGUAGCUAUUUGUAUGACAAAGUGUGAUUAAAUAAUGUAACCCUGAGUGAUCUAUAUGAUGUUAUAUGUAUAAUCAAUAUGCUGCAGAGAUUUAACUUAAAGGUGGAGAAGUACUGGAAGAGAGGAGAAGUAGAAUAAGGCCUAGAUAAGAAUGUUAAGUUUGUGCCAGAAAAACACCUGUGAUCUUUCACCAGAGAUGUUCAUUAGAGUGCUGGUAAGAAUAAGAGAGAAGCAAGAAUAAGAAUAAGAAGCAAGGUUGCCCAGCUGGGCAAGAA
This is a messenger RNA of Centropristis striata (black sea bass), 2829 nucleotides long. RefSeq lists its product as uncharacterized. The transcript has 2 exons. The record is from RefSeq and is a predicted model, not a curated record. The coding region runs from base 1005 to 1859 and encodes 284 amino acids. Gene Ontology annotation, molecular function: DNA binding. Lineage: Eukaryota; Metazoa; Chordata; Actinopteri; Perciformes; Serranidae. Gene Ontology annotation, biological process: regulation of DNA-templated transcription.